AUGAACGCUGUUCGUCAAAUCAUCUCACGACGCUCUGUCAUGGCCAUGGGCCCCCGCCUCACAUCCCCAGCUCGAUAUGCCUCGACGGCUGCAGGACACUCGGCCCACUCCAGCAUGUCGCCAAAGGAUAGACAGUUUAUGCGAGGGAUCUUUACUGUGGCGACGGUUGGAACCACAGGAGCGGUAGCCUAUGGGGCUACCAGAUCAGGUGGACGCGUAAACAACCGCUACGUCAAGCGCAACGGGACCCUCGACAGCACCAAAUGGUUUUCGGAGGGCGCAGAAUAUCACCGCAGUUAG
Fonsecaea multimorphosa CBS 102226 is the source of this 300-nucleotide messenger RNA. RefSeq lists its product as uncharacterized. Bases 1 to 300 code for a protein of 99 amino acids. Lineage: Eukaryota; Fungi; Ascomycota; Eurotiomycetes; Chaetothyriales; Herpotrichiellaceae. The transcript is spliced from 2 exons. The record is from RefSeq and is a predicted model, not a curated record.